AUGAGGAAGAAAACGUCGCACAAGAAAAGUAAAAAGAGUGAUCGGAAGAGAAAGGAGUUCACUAAUCGAAAGCCACAGAGGUAUUUGGAUUAUAUCAAAUCUAUUGAAAUGCGGCAAUACGAGGACCAAAUUUUUGGUAACAGUGUAGAUUUGAACUCUUGGAAUAGUGGAGAAUUUGGGGACGGAAUGGAAGGUAGUGAGGAGGAUAUGAGACAGUGUCUGCUACUCUUCACUCAAAUUCUCUUUCCUCAAUUUACUGAUUAUCAUCAAUUCUUCAUUCAAGACAAUACGAAGGGUGUCGGCUUAGAUGACACACAGGAGGAUGAUGAUACUAACAGUGAUAAUUUGGCAUCGAUUAUCUCAACAGAUUUCAUGGAUGAUAAUUAUGGUAGCGAAGGCGACAUGAAGCAGUGUCUCCUUCUUCUUGCUCAAGUUCUCUUCCCCCAAUUCCAGCAUCGCCUUCAACAAUUUUUUACUGAGGAGGGGAGUUUUUCAGAGCAGGCUCAUAGAGGUGAGGCUCCACUUAAUGGUCAACUUGAAACUGAUGAUUUUCUUGGAAGUGAAGAGGAUAUGAAGCAAUGCCUACUUCUCCUUGCCCAAGUACUCUAUCCCCAAUUCGCCCAGCGUAUACAAAUGUGCUGUGACGAUGAGACCAGCACCUACAAUGAGGUAACUAUGACAUCCAGUGUUGGUAGAAUUACUGAAGAAACAGAUCCACUGAGUAGCAUUGAUGAUGAGAUGUAUGGCAAUGAGGAAGAUAUGAAAGAGUGCCUUCUCCACUUCGCUCAAAUUCUUUACCCUCAAUUUGCAACCUACUUGGAGGAGUGUCUGUGCGAUGAAGAUACCCUCAAUUCAGAAGAAUUCCCUUCUUCCUACAGUCAUAACACGACUUACAAAGAUGAGAGUUCAUGGGGAGUUCGCUUAGCAGUCACGUAG
This is a messenger RNA of Rodentolepis nana, 936 nucleotides long. The record is from the annotation of a GenBank genome assembly. Lineage: Eukaryota; Metazoa; Platyhelminthes; Cestoda; Cyclophyllidea; Hymenolepididae.